AUACAUGAUUAACCACAUUCACUUUAUCACAAGAAAGCUUCAUGACUGCAUUAAUAGUUUAGUGAAACUGAUGUCUGCCUAACAGUUAUGGAUGGAAUACAUCUAAUAAUUUGCCUGCUGUGGGCAUGUGUGAAUGUGUGUGAGUGUGAUCUGGCCAUGUUUGGGGAGGUUUCUUCUCCACAGUAUCCUGACCCAUAUCCAGCAGAUCUCCAGAAACAGUGGGAUUUAGAAGUGCCACAAGGCUUUCAGAUCCAGCUGACUUUCAACCACCUGGACAUUGAGCCUUCUCCAAACUGUUACUACGAUUCUGUCUCGGUUGUGUCUGAUAGGAAAGUUCUGGGAAAGUUUUGUGGACAGAAUUCCACUGACAAGUUUCAUCCCAGUGACAAGCCCAUACUGGCUCCUGGUAAUCGCCUCCAGUUGCUUUUUCUAACAGAUGAUUCAAAUCACGAGUCUCACUUGGGAUUCAGUGCAUUCUACCAAGCAGUUGACACAGAUGAGUGUUCUUCCUCUAGUGUGGGAAUUGAUCCACCAUGUUCACAGAUUUGCCUCAACACCCUUGGGUCGUUCUUGUGUGCCUGUCAACUUGGAUUGAAGAAACUAUUGCAAAUAAUUAAUAUACACUGUGCAAGCAAAAACAUUAUUCAAAUCAGUUUUUAUGAGGAAUGCAAAUAGUUUUUCCCUAUUUUUGAAAGCAGCAUUGCAUUGAAGAAAAAAAUAGAGCCUAUUUAUGCCAUGUCUAAUUUGCCCAAAGAAAAAAAGCAAGCUAAAAUGCUCAUUUUAAAAAAGAAAUCACUGUAUCAAAAUUAAAGACUUUGUAGGGUGUUACUGUACCAAAGUUGAGGACUUGUGGAAUUAUAUGAGCAUUCUGGCAGAAAUAACAAACCAGGAGGCUAGCGGGAGAUGAGUGUGAAAUACGGGAUGCCCCCUGGAAAAGCGAGAGUUGUGGCAGGUAUGUGUUCUACUCAUGCGGCCCUGAUGAGCUGUCACAUCAUCAGGGGAUCAGCUGUCAGUGGGACUUUUAUUUUGAAAAUGGGAAAUAUCACAAUGUCAAACCCAGCCAGGCCAGAUUGUUCACUAUGUGUGCAAUGACUUAACCAGACAUCACGCUUGUCAGAACACAAAAUGUUCAGAUUAUACAUUUAUUUACCUUAACUAAAAGAUGCAUAACGUAUGUUUAAUUGUACCUUUUGUUAAUUUAAUAUGUUGACUGUGAAAUUUGCCAGAUAUGUUUGUAAUUAAGGGUAACACUGAGUAUUGUGUUUAAUACAUGUUUCUGCAUUGUGUUUUAUCACUCAGCUCUUACUGUGAUUUCUCUGAAGUGAAAUAAUAGCAGUACACUUUAUUCAAACUCAUCUGUUUAUGUAAAGGUUGAUAUUAAUGCCUGACUGUGUUUACAUUUACAUCAUAUAUUCAAAAUACAACACAAUACAUCUCUCUCUCUCUCUCUCUCUCUCUCUCUCUCUCUCUCUCUCUGUUUCUUUUGUUUAGUUUAUUUAAUGUUAUAGUUUUAUCUUUAACACAAAAUACGUUACUCUGGUGAUUUAUAUUAAAUACCCCAUUCGCUCAACCUAAGUAAAAUAAACCUCUCUACCACUUAAGUUAAAAAGA
Molecule: messenger RNA, 1611 nt
Organism: Danio rerio (zebrafish)
Lineage: Eukaryota; Metazoa; Chordata; Actinopteri; Cypriniformes; Danionidae
Source: RefSeq